This is a messenger RNA of Geodia barretti, 1245 nucleotides long. The record is from the annotation of a GenBank genome assembly. Lineage: Eukaryota; Metazoa; Porifera; Demospongiae; Tetractinellida; Geodiidae.
AUGAGAGACACGUUCUAUACAGCAAUAGACAUAGGCACGUCGAAAGUUACCGUUCUGAUUUCGCGGGUCGGGUCCGAGGGCGAUCUUAAGGUCUUCGGCACAGGCGUGGUCCCUUCCGAGGGCAUACAGAAGGGUCGUGUUGAGCAUAUCGAGGACGCCAGGGCCUCUGUCCGGGCAGCCAUGAGCGAGGCUCAGCGCUACAUCGGCGAAACAGGCCUGAGCGGUGUUUACGUAAGCGUUAGCGGUUCGCAUAUCCGCAGCACCAACAGGCGUGAAGUCCUGGACAAUGAGGCAGCGGCCGAGGACAUCUCGCCGAGGAUGCUGGAUGACAUGCUCAGAGGGUCCUUCCCCAAGGUGGACGAAGGCCAGCAGAUACUCCACGUCAUUCCAAUGGGAUACACGGUUGACGGGCUGUCGGGGGUGCGCAAUCCGCUUGGUCUCGCCGGGAAGAAGAUCGAGGUCGAUUCGCACGUGGUGAUGGGCGACUCCGUUGUCCUGCAGAACAGCAUCAAGGCGGUGGAGACCAAGGAUGUCUUCGUAAAGAGCCUGGUGCUCCAGGGAAUUGCCUCUGCGGAGGCCACCCUGACUGGCGACGAGCGUGAAAUGGGCGUCGUGAUGCUGGACAUUGGUGCAGGAACGACCGAUCUGGUGGUCUACCGCCAGGGUUCUCCGUGGUUCUCCGACGUCUUGCCGGUAGGAGCACAGUCUUUGACCCGGGAUUUGGCAGCGGCCCUGGGUUCGUCCAUGCACGUGGCCGAAGAUCUCAAGAUCAACCAGGGGAGCGUCUAUCCGGAUCACGUUCCGGACAACGAUACGGUCGAAAUCCCUGAUAUGAAGGACCACUGGCAGCGGCCGAUUCCGCGGAGAGCACUUGCCGAGCCCCUGAACGCCCGCAUGACCGAGAUUCUGAAAAUGGCGCUGACCAGGAUGAGGCAGGCCGGAAUGCAGGACUGGCCAAUUGGCGGGAUGGUCCUGACUGGUGGCGGGGCACAGAUGCUGGGCCUUCCCGAAUUGGUGGAAGAGAUUGUGGGUGGGCCUGUCCGCGUCGGUUACCCGUACGGCAUCUCGGGUUUGCCGGCGGAGCUGCGCAAGCCCACCUUCUCAGCCGCGGUAGGACUGCUGGUCUGGGGAAUCAAGCACCAGGACAGCGUUCACGAAAUGAAUCACAGUGUUCCCAAGGAGACCAAGACCAGGCGGUGGCGGUUCCGGGCUCCCAUGCGGCGCAGAGCCGGAACGCAGGCGUAG